Labrus bergylta (ballan wrasse) is the source of this 4345-nucleotide messenger RNA. It is a transcript of the gene rbfox2, whose product is annotated as RNA binding fox-1 homolog 2. Gene Ontology annotation, biological process: regulation of alternative mRNA splicing, via spliceosome; nervous system development. The record is from RefSeq and is a predicted model, not a curated record. Gene Ontology annotation, molecular function: mRNA binding. NCBI's taxonomy places the organism in Eukaryota, Metazoa, Chordata, Actinopteri, Labriformes, Labridae. Gene Ontology annotation, cellular component: nucleus; cytoplasm.
UUGGCAUGGCAGACAGAGCGAGCGGGGGCAGAGAGAGGGAGAUUUUGAAUCUGUGAGACAGACAAGAGAGACGGAGCUGGUGAGGUGACACAGGCUGGGAGAGAGGGGAGAGAAAGCAAGGCAGCGUGAGAAGAGGAAAGGAGAGAGAGAGAGAGAGAGAGAAGGAGAGGAGAGGAGAGGAGAGAGGAGCAGCGACAGUGAGAGUUGUUGCACAGAAUACGAUGAUGGGACUGUACUAUCCUUCCGUGUUGUCGGGCUCUCAGGAUAGUGCUGGCGGUCAGGAGGGACUCGUACCACCUUUCUCAGCGUUCCCUCCGCCUCCCCCGCCGCCCCCCCAGAACGGCCUGGCCCUGGAUUACGGGGGCAGCUUGUACACAGCGGGGGCCGUGCAGGGCCCCGUGGAAGCCGGCGGAGCUGCGAACAGCGCCGCCAACGCUGCCAACAGCCUCAGCGCUCAACAGACAGAUGGAUCCUCCCAGAUUGACGUACAGUCAGGCGUCGGCUCAGGAGGAGGAGGCGGAGGGUCGAUUGGGGAUGAUUCAGACGGCAAGGGGACCCCGAAACGCCUCCAUGUGUCGAACAUCCCCUUCCGCUUCCGGGACCCUGACCUACGGCAGAUGUUUGGGCAAUACGGAAAAAUCCUUGAUGUGGAGAUCAUUUUCAAUGAGCGGGGAUCCAAGGGCUUUGGUUUUGUAACAUUCGAGACUAGUGCAGAUGCAGAGAGGGCCCGGGAGAAGCUUCACGGUACACUGGUGGAAGGACGUAAAAUCGAGGUGAACAAUGCCACAGCCAGAGUGAUGACAAACAAGAAGAUGACCACACCUUACUCUAACGGAGAGGGCCUCGCAACUCUGCCAUAUGCUGGUUGGAAGUUGAGUCCCAUGGUUGGAGCCAUGUACAGUCCUGAACUCUACACAGUACCCGGGUUUCCGUACCCGGCCGCAGCAGCAGCAGCUGCCUCGACCGCUGCCACCUUCCGAGGUGCUCACCUUCGGGGUCGGGCCCGGCCCGUCUACAGCGCGGUCAGGGCAGCUGUGCCACAGCCUGCCAUCCCCACCUACCCUGGCGUGAUGGCCUAUCAGGAUGGCUUUUACGGUGCGGCUGAUCUCUAUGGCGGCUAUGCAGCGUAUCGUUACGCCCAGCCGACAGCAGUAGCGACUCCUGCAGCAGCAGCGGCUGCAGCAGCAGCUUACAGUGACAGCUACGGGAGAGUUUACACAACAGACCCUUACCACGCUGCCCUGGCCCCAGCUGCCUAUGGUGUAGGAGCCAUGGCCACGCUGUACAGGGGAGGCUACAGUAGGUUUGCCCCUUACUAAAGACACUACAUUUCCCAGGAGCUCCUCUCUUCCAUUGAUUUACUCUGAAAGAGCUCCCUCUGUUGUCGUGGAGGUGGACUGCACCCAGUUUUAAAGUGUGGAGUCGACCCCAACAAAGAUAUUUCAGAUCCCAAACCCCGAGCAGUCCCACAUUUUCUUAUAUACGCUACUACAGAAAUAGAGGAAUGCUGUAUUAAAGACUGACGGAUGGCCUUAAAAGAAAAAAAAAGAAGAAAAAAAAAAAAGACUUAAAAAAGGCCACCUUCCCUAUUGCACGGCUGUAUUAUAGUCCCCUUCUUCUUAUUCCCUCGGCACUCAGCAGCACAAGACUCGGGACGGAGCCCACAUGUUCUUCCAAAGGCUGUGUGUAGAAAGCUGACAUUUAAAUAGCUGUCGACCAUGUUUGAGACGGAGCCAAGAGCUGGGAGGGAAAGGAGCAAAUCAAAGCCUCCUCAAAAAAAACCCAUCAGAGCUGUAGGAAGCAGGAAGAUGCACGAAAGAGCACCUAAAAACAUUUUAAAGCGGAAUGACGAGUCUCUAAAAUGAUUUUUAAAAACAACAACAACAACCCACAGACGGAUUUGGUCGUUCCUCCUCAGAGUGCGGGCAGAUAGAGAGGGGAGAGGAGGUCCAUUGUAGCUGUGGGUUCUGGUAGACGUGUGUGGGGGGGGGACUGAACAUGGCGGCUCGGAGAAACGAGGUGAUGGUUUAUAACGCUACAGAAGUCACGUCUGAAAGCUGAAGGGAGGAGGAUUAUUAGAGCUGCUCCUUACCUCAAGUUUUCUUAGUAUGUGGAAAUGACGAACCUUUAAACUUAAAAUUGUUAUGAUAUGCAAAGAAAUUAGUUUAGAGAAAUGUUACCAAAUUAUUAUUAUUAUUAUUAUUAUUAUUGUAAUUAUUCUCAUUAUUAUUCUUACAAAACCAUGAUUUAGUUGAGCUCAGCAGCUUCUGCUGUCAUGUAGAUCCAACAGUGAAACUUGGGGUUAAAAUCGGAGAAUCUGUAUAACCAACAUGUUCCACCUUUUGACUAAACGACACAACUGUAGUCUCGUGAUUCCUCCUGCGCACAGGAUGUCACUGCACUGUGUGUGAACACUACAGAAAGUUCAACACUACUCCUUCAACAUGUUCUUCUUCUUCUUGGAAAGGAUUUUUAGCUUUUAGAUCAAAAAGAAAAUCCUCCGCCCACAAACCUCCCAGGUUCAAGCACAUGUUGAUCCUUCAGUGUAGAGAUUAAUUGUUUGGAUUUUCCCCUCUGACUACAUCUUUUAUUUUAUUAUUAUUUUUUUUUAGAGCAGCGUCCAACAUCGAAAGAGUCUUCCUGAAACAUACUUUAGUUGGUGAUUGUGUUUUCCAGCAGCUAUUACUGAGCAAGAGAGAGAUUCUGUCCGUGAGUGAAUAGAAAAUAUUUAAAUGCAAAACACCUUACUAUUGUGCAUAUUUCUUUACCGUUGUAUUCUUAAUUUCCAAAUCGUGGCUUUUUUUUUUUGUUUGUUUGUUUUGGCUUUUGUUUUUGUUCCAAAGAUUUGUAGAAAGCACAUUUUUCUGCCGUAUGUAUAAAUAUAUUAUCUUUGUUAUUGAUGUUCUCAUAAUCCUUGAUAAUCCUAUUGCUGUCUUUAUUUACUUAUAUUCAUCUUUCAUUCAUUUCUUUUUUAAAUAUAUAUCUGAAUCCUUUCCAGUAAGGUGCAAGUUAACAGUUCUUUUUUUUUUUGUGCUUGAUCUCGAGCCGGUUGCGUACCUGAGAAGUGACGGACUAAAGGUUUGCUUGUAACACUACCAAACGUUGAUCCCUUUAGUGAUAUAUAUUCAGGCAUUUCUGGCUUUAUUUGUUUUUGUUUAGUUCGUUAUACACAUUAGCAUGACGUAUUAUUAUCUCUUUAAAAUAUACAACAUGGGCGGGAAACAGACUCUUUCUGUGGUUAUAUUUUGAUUGAGAUAUUUGGAAUAAAUGAACAUAGGUCUGUAGCACUUUGGUCUAACCAAACAUGCUCCUUUUCUGUGUUUUUCUUUUGUAAGUUUUUCUAUUUAUUUCUCCCUACAUUUCAAAGCUUUGCCAGCGUCGUUUGACCCAGGUUUGUUUGAAGAUAUCAAAUAAAACGUCUGAAAGUGUUAUCUCUCAUACAUAGGAAGAUUAUAUUCCAACAUGUUGAAAAACAAAAUGUCUUUGUGGUAUUUGAUCUAUAUUGUGUGUUCAAUGGGGCAGGUUUUAAUUUUUGUGUUGUUUUUUUUUUUUUUUGCCCAUAAAUAAUUUCAAAGCUACCGUUGUGUUUUUCACUUCUCACACUUGGGAAAACAUACAGGUCAAAACACAUGUUUGUUUUUUUGUUUGUUUGUUUUUUUGUAUGUGUGCUGCUGUUGAAUUUUUCUUAACAUCUGACAUUUUUCAUGAUAGAUUUCCAAGUUACAUUUAGAAUGUGCUCUGGACAAAAAAGGGGGCGGGGGGGGGGAAAGAAAUCUAGCCAAAGAUGCUAACUUGUAGUCCCCAGCACGUUCUGCCUCCCAACUUGAGAAAUGCUACACAAAAUACACAAAGAUGGACUUACAAAGCCACUGAAGGCAUGGACAAACCAGCAUGAGUGAUACUUGUCAAGUAAUAUAUAUAUAUAUACAACAACAAAAAAGAAAACAAUUUGCAUGAAUCUUGUGUCUAUCAUAUUUUGACUCCUUAGCAGCCGAGCCCAGUUGCGUUCUUCUUUACCGCUGUACACUCUGGAGAAUGUCAGGCAGCUAGCAGUUUGACGCUAGCUAGCACAACAAAGAGCACAGUGCUGUUUGACAAAAAGACCGGCUGACACAAAAUGGCUGCCACGCAAAGGAAUCGUGGCAGCGUCAUUUUCCUGUCGUAGUCUUCUUGCCCAUGUAUUAUAGUCAGCUAUGUGGCCAUUCUUCAUAGUUGCUAUAUGGUUUGUUAACAACCAGUCCUCUCCUUAUCUCAUGUCUAUAUCCUUUUGACUGCCAUUAUGUUUUGUUUUUUUUGUUAUUGAAUGUCCAUAUAAAAUGUUUUAUAUAAAAAUGUUUUGUUGUGA